Molecule: messenger RNA, 1308 nt
Organism: Diatraea saccharalis (sugarcane borer)
Lineage: Eukaryota; Metazoa; Arthropoda; Insecta; Lepidoptera; Crambidae
Source: the annotation of a GenBank genome assembly
CGUUUAAGUAAACGUUAGAAUAUUUGGUUACGAAAUUAUUACAUCAGAGGCAUUAAAUUCAUAACGUAUAAGUCAAGUCCAUGUUUUUCUUGUAAAUUAGAAUUCAAAGUUGUUGUGGUUGCGUUUGAUGUAAAAUAAUACACUAGGGGCUCUAAUCGCAGCAUGUGGAACUCCGGCACAAGUGGGAAACGAGAAUUGUGGCCUUCACGGAGAUUCAGCGGUUUCAACAGUGACGGUUACCUAAAACGAAACUUCGAUGAGAUUGACUUAUCAGGACUAAACAACUUCGCGCGCAAGAGGAACUUCGACGAGAUCGAUCACACUUGGUUAUCGUUUCCUCAUGACAAGCGGUCUUACCAAGGAACCAACAUCAUGGACACAGCACUAUCGGGCCUCGAUAAGAAAAGAUACAAACCUGACUACCCCAUGGACGAGAUCGAUCUAUCAUCAUUUCCCAUUGGCUCUAAAAGAUCUCAACUUCUAUUUCCAGCUCACUAGUCCUACCCUAUUUCGAAAGAAGAAUACAUAUUUACAAUGGAAAUCGCCAAUACUCAAGACGUGAUAACACUAUUACCUCAAAUAUUACAAUGUUGUAUUACACAUUGAAUUUUGAAAUUAAUACUCAAAUUUUAAACGAAAAAUAUAAAAAACUUCUAAAAGGAUAUUCCUGUAUACAACCCAAAUCACGAUCAAAACUUUUAUAUAUUCUAAUGUGUUAGGGAACAAGUCAAAUUGUUUAUAUGUUAUUGUAAGUUUAUAUACAGUGUAUUUUUACAAAGGGUUUAUAGAAACUUACUCAAUACAAAAUAAUGUAAUUAAAAUAAAUAUUAUGUGAUGCGAGACGCUGCUAUUUUUAAAUUAUUUUGUGAUGUAAAAUAUAUUUAAUUGACAUGAAGAAUUAUCGUUUUAUUAUUAUUAAUUGAUUCGCCAUAAUUAAAGUUUAAUUUAAGUGUUAUCAAUAAAUCACAGCGAGACAUUGAGUUCAAAUGUUGUAUGACAUUUGUACAUUUUCUACUUGUAGUUAUGAUGUAGCAAGCUUCCAAUUUUAAUGCCUAUUUUUGAAGCCAUUUCAUAGUCAUGCAAAGUCAUAUUAAAGCAUAAAAGUAGUAGUAUCUAAUAUUUUUCUGUUAUCUCACUAAACAAAUUUUUUUUUUUUUACUCAGGCAACAUUCCAAUUGUAGUUAUGUGGGUGAGCACAGCGGAUAAGUGUUCAUAUACCUAUUCAUAAAAAAAAAGUGAUCAAUAUCAGUUAAAAUAUUACCUUCCUUAGAAAAUACUAAUUAUAGUCUCUGAAUAAUAAGUAAAACC